Molecule: messenger RNA, 819 nt
Organism: Schizosaccharomyces octosporus yFS286
Lineage: Eukaryota; Fungi; Ascomycota; Schizosaccharomycetes; Schizosaccharomycetales; Schizosaccharomycetaceae
Product: G-protein coupled receptor Stm1
Exons: 2
Coding region: 1-819 (272 amino acids)
Biological process (GO): basic amino acid transmembrane export from vacuole
Cellular component (GO): fungal-type vacuole membrane
Source: RefSeq, a predicted model, not a curated record
AUGCUUGGAAUUCAAAUGUCGGAAUCCAUAUUCAAAUUCCUAGUUGACCUUUCUUCUUUCCUAGGGGCAUUGUCAUUGGGAUGCUGGGUUGUUUUGUUAAUUCCUCAGUUAUUGGAAAAUUACAAAAACCAAUCCAGCGAUAGCAUCUCUCCACUCUUCCUCAUCAUGUGGUUAGUGGGUGAUAUAUUUAACAUUUUCGGUUCUAUUUGGGGAAAUGUUUCUUCGACUGUUUUAGUGCUUGCAGUUUAUUAUAUUGGAGCCGAUUUUUUUCUACUCUUGCAGGUGUAUUACUACCGCUGGAAAGCGUUUCGCAAAUCUAAACAAGAGCAUGAACCCUUGUUGCAAAGCCGUUCACUAGAAGAAGGUCUUCACGAACCAUUAGAUAAGAACUUGAUCUGGUGGGAUCGUCUCUCCUUUCGUGGUCAAUUCGGCUUCAUGGCUUGUGUUGUACUUAUAACCACGUUUAUUGGAAACGUUUUAAUAAGUAAUGCUUCUUCUGAUAAACCUGAUGAUCAGGUGAAUAAGUGGCCCUUUAUUGCCGGCUGUACAAGUUCGAUUUUAUACUUCUUUGCGAGAUUUCCUCAAAUCAUUAAGAAUUAUAAGUCUAAAUCCACCGAUGGACUUUCUAUUAUUUUCUUUAUUCUUUCCAUGCUAGGAAAUACAGCUUAUACAUUGAGUAUCUUGGUGUAUCCGGCUUUCGACUAUACGAAAUACUUCAGAACAAACAUCCCAUGGAUAUUUGGUGCUUUCAGUACCAUUUUCUUGGACAUCUUCAUUUUCUACCAGUUCUUACUUUACCGUCAUCACUCACAUUUUUAA